Ceratina calcarata is the source of this 885-nucleotide messenger RNA. Its product is annotated as fork head domain-containing protein FD2. The transcript is spliced from 2 exons. The record is from RefSeq and is a predicted model, not a curated record. Gene Ontology annotation, biological process: cell differentiation; anatomical structure morphogenesis; regulation of transcription by RNA polymerase II. Lineage: Eukaryota; Metazoa; Arthropoda; Insecta; Hymenoptera; Apidae. The coding region runs from base 18 to 737 and encodes 239 amino acids. Gene Ontology annotation, molecular function: RNA polymerase II cis-regulatory region sequence-specific DNA binding; DNA-binding transcription factor activity, RNA polymerase II-specific.
GGAAAGAUAAUUUAUCAAUGGAGCCUAAUAACUGUCAAAGUCAUUCCUGUACAAUGUCCAAAGUCUAUGCUUACGAUCUCCAUAGAAGUUACGAAUUUUGGAGCACAGAUGAGAUGAUCCCCACUAUGUGCCCUCUGCCAAGUCACUACACAGUGGUACCAGAGCAGAACUUGCCUUUGAACCUCCAAUGGGACCUCCCGCUGAUUAGAUACAAGCCUCAACCGCGUUACGAGAAACCACCGUACUCUUACAUCGCUUUAAUAGCCAUGGCUAUUAAUUCUUCGCCUAAGCAGAGGCUCACCCUCUCCGGCAUCUACAGAUUCAUUAUGGAUAAAUUCCCUUAUUAUCGGGAGAACAGACAGGGGUGGCAAAAUAGUAUAAGACACAAUUUGAGUCUGAACGAUUGCUUCGUCAAGGUGCCGAGAGAUAAAGUGAUCGGCAGUGAUAACGAGGAAGAUCAGGCUGGUAAAGGAAGCUAUUGGACUUUGGAUGCUUCGGCCAAUGAAAUGUUUGAGCAUGGAAAUUAUAGGAGACGAAGAAUGAGAAGGCAUCGGCAGGAGAAACAGGAGCAAGAUAGGACAGUCUCGGUUUCAUCCGAGGUCUCGUCAAAAUCGACCGAGACGAAAGACACCGAAGAGAACGUGAAAUACAUCGGAAGUCAAGGGCAUUGCUUGAAAUCGAUGAUGUUCACGAUUGAGAAUAUCCUACGAAAAUCAUCUACUGAAUCUUCUAUUUAACUGUUUUAGUGUGAACUGAAAUAUAUAAAAGAUCACGUUAUUGAAAAUAAUUCGUUCCAGUGCAAAUGAAUACUGUUUGUUUAUUAUAAAAAUGUUCUCGUGAUAGAUUUUAAUUAUACAUUCGAUAUUCCAUAUAAAGUCCUAUUUA